Lycium barbarum (goji berry) is the source of this 762-nucleotide messenger RNA. Its product is annotated as transcription factor MYB14-like. The coding region runs from base 1 to 750 and encodes 249 amino acids. The record is from RefSeq and is a predicted model, not a curated record. The transcript has 3 exons. Gene Ontology annotation, biological process: regulation of stomatal movement. Lineage: Eukaryota; Viridiplantae; Streptophyta; Magnoliopsida; Solanales; Solanaceae.
AUGGCAGAACAGAAACAUGACAAAAGCAUGAACUAUGUCAAGAAGGGGGCAUGGUCUCCUCAGGAAGACCAAAAAUUGAUCUCUUAUAUCAAGAAAUAUCGUAUUUGCAACUGGAGCCAAAUGCCCAAAUUUGCAGGGCUAUCAAGAACUGGAAAGAGUUGCAGAUUAAGGUGGCUCAACUACCUGAGGCCUGAUCUAAAGAGAGGACCUUUUACCUUGGAAGAAACUCAAACUGUGAUCAGAAUGUAUCAUUCACUUGGUAACAGGUGGUCAGCUAUAGCUAAAGAACUGCCCGGAAGAACUGAUAACGAAAUCAAGAAUUUCUACCACACACAUUUAAAGAAGCAGCUGGGGACAAAGGUUAAUCAUGAUCAAGUGAAACCUAAGGCAAUAAGAUCCAAAAAGGCCCAGAAAGCUAAACAAAUGAAGACGCCUUUAUUAGCUACUUGUCCAAUUCAAGGUUCUGCCAGUAUUUCUCGUGAAUCUUUUGAUUUCACCAAGUUCUCCUCUAGUGAUGUCACAUUUGAUGAAAACUACCAAAUAUCGGAUUUCUUAGAAAUGUUGGAUCAAGACAACGAUGCUACUUCAGUUGUCAAUCAAGUUGAAAACAUAGUUAUAUUGGAAAGCAAUCCAGACACAUCCUCGAAUCUUGAUUUUUACAUAAAAGAUUUCAUGGAUGUGAGUGUUCAUUCGUCUAACGUGGAUUUCUGGUUGGAGCUAUAUAUGGCAGCAGACAAUGUGAAGAUCUAGAAGCUAAAUCUA